This is a messenger RNA of Anastrepha ludens (Mexican fruit fly), 6480 nucleotides long. It is a transcript of the gene tsh, whose product is annotated as protein teashirt. Lineage: Eukaryota; Metazoa; Arthropoda; Insecta; Diptera; Tephritidae. Gene Ontology annotation, biological process: regulation of transcription by RNA polymerase II. The transcript is spliced from 3 exons. Bases 3248 to 6238 code for a protein of 996 amino acids. Gene Ontology annotation, molecular function: DNA-binding transcription factor activity, RNA polymerase II-specific; DNA binding. The record is from RefSeq and is a predicted model, not a curated record. Gene Ontology annotation, cellular component: nucleus.
CAUUGUGGGCACCCAACGCGUAGCAGCACAAACAACAACAAUACACACAAUGAGGACAACAGCUGUUGCAUUGGUGUUGGUGGUGGGGGCGCGUUUCAAAUCAACACACACACACACACGCGCUCUCGCACCCAACGCGAAGUCAGCGCAACAAUAACAAGCAGCAAUGGGUUGCAAUACGAUGGAUGGAUGGAUAGACAGAGAGACAAAGUAUGUCAGCUCAGCAGCGCUGGGGCACAAUGAGUGGCAGUUGAUGUUGGCGAGAAAAGGAGCGCGCGAAAUUUGUUUGAAACUGUCAUAAAUCUUACGAGCUGUGAUGGAACGCUGACUCGCUGUUGACUCGGCGCCGACGAGCGACUAGCAACGAGACGUGCGCGCUCGUACAAUGGUUGACGAAGACGAACCAGAUUUGAAGAAAAGGCAAAUGAAAGAUGCAUAUAAGGGAGGAGUACGAAUAGCAGGGGGAGUGACGGCAUCGCCAAAAGAGUAAAGAUACAUGAGCACCUAUGAGGCAUAUACUAUAUGUAUGUGUAUAUGUAUGUAUGUUAUACAUAUGAAUAUGUACACCAAUAUGCAUGGAAAUGUUAAUAUGCACGUGUGGAAGGUGUGUGAAAAGUCUGAAAAUAUGCAAGGGUUGAGUACAAAAGAACAAACAUUCAAAACCAUAUUCGCAACGAGCCACCCAGCAAUGCACGUAUGAAUAAAAUUUAACUUAUCUGUCGGAGGUGCACGCGCGAGAUGGAAACAUUUCAAAAAUCAAGAGCAACAAAGCGAGUUUGCAAAACAACAAAAUUAGAAAUUGAUAAAAAAAAAUAAUCAAACAAAAAAAAAACAAGCAUACAAAAAUGAUGGAGGUUGGAGGUAGCAUUAAGCGCUUCAAUUGGAUGCUUCACCAUUAGAGCAAGAGAACACACACGAGACUACGUUGGCGCAGCGUUCUCACUCAUGCCAAUUACGGUUGCAAAUUUGUGUGCAAAAGCAAAUAAGCAAAAUAGCAACAAUACAACAAUAAGCAGCAUAAAGCAGCAGUGAGCCGGUGAACAGACAGACAACGCGCAAGGUUGUGCAUUUCGUCAGCGGCAUGUCAAAAGUGCAAUCGUUCAUAGAGAUGAACCGAGCGCGCGCUCUCACCGCACAUACCAACACACAAUCAAAGUGUGCACUUCGAACAACGCUCUCCCCUCACACAAAAUGCGGUUAUAUACGAGUGGUAACCGCGUGCAAAGCUCUAUUUGAUGGACAAGAUGAAAUUGAUGAGCAAAUUAAUUUACUGAGUGACGCAUGCUGAGCGCGUGAGCGCUUCUGCAGCGGGGAAAGAACAAUAGCUGUAUAUAAGAGCGCGCUAGCAUGAGUUGGUGAGCAUGGAGACUGCGCAUGUGACAAGAAGAAUAAAUUUCACGUCUGCUUGUUGUUACAUGUUGAGCACGCUGUAACCAAAAUACCAACUCUCUUCAAUGCACUGCAAAAUGUUACGUUACUAACUCUUCUCUUAAUAUUGCGGUUUACCAACCAUGUUUAUGAGCGCGUUCAUAUGUUUAUUUGCGUGUGUGCGUGUAGGGGAGCUCGCCCAGAGUAUUGGUACGUCGGUCAGUCAAUUGGUAUUGCAGUGAGCGAUCAUGUCAAAUGUAUGGAGCUGUCAGUGGCGGCAGGCGCAGUCAGCGACGCACCAUUCGUGAGAGUAGAGUGUGUCGAUUUUUUUGUUGCUGUGUUGUGUCGUGAAGUGCCGUCGUCGUGUUGCCAUUUUGUGAGACGUAUUUGAAAGUGCUUGUCCGAAAAAUGUUCAAAUGCCGUCGCUAUAUCAACAUACGGAAGAUAAAUUACGGUAAUUUGCUAAAGUUGCAUUCGCAAUGCGGUAAAUGAUAUUGGAAAGAAGGCAGGCCAUUCGGAUGUCAAGCUUCAUGCGCCAGCAGCAACAACAACAACAAGUAACUCUACAAAUGUGAAUUUUGCAGCGAGUUGAAGUGAACACUAAAGACUGAUAAAUGCAAAUUUAACUAAAAAAUAAUAAUAAAUAAAAAUAAAUAAAUAAAAUUAGGAAAACUGUACUGAAGCGCCGCGCGUGGAGGACGUAAAAAGCGGAAGGCAGCAGCAGAGAAACGCCUCCAAAAGCUAGUAAUAGAAAUAAAAUUAAAAAGCAAAAAUAAGAAAAUAAAAAUAAAAAUAAAAACUACAACAAAACUGCAAAACCUGUUCAACAAAGUAUACGUAAAUGCAACAACAAUAAUAAAAAAACAAAAAUAAAAAUAUUAACAGCUAAUUAAGUAAAAUUUAUUUUCGAGUCAAAGAAAAUUUCAAAUUAAUUAAAAAUAGUGCAAAAAUAUUUAUGAAAAAAAUAUUGGAGAAAAAAACACAAAAAAUCAUAUAAUUAAAAUUUGCUCAUUAAACGCAAAACUCAGCGACGUUUGAAGGCAAAAACAAAACCUAAAUGUAGUAUACAAAAACAAACCUUAAAACACAAACAACCAACCCAAUGUAUACGAAUCAAUGCAAUUAAUUAAUUUAAUUAAAUAAAAAUAUUAAAAAAUUUACCUAAAACUACCUAAGCUAAUUAAAAUCUACACUUACUACAACAACAAAUAACGUUUUGUAGAAAAAAAAACUAUUUUAAAUACAUUAAAGAAAAAAUUUAAACAAAAAAAUUUGCGUAAAAAUUAAAAUUUUAAGCAUAUUAUAUUUCUUAACUUUAAAAACACAAAAAAAAAACAAAUACACAAACAAAAAAUUAACUAAAAAAAAUUAAGCAAAUAACAAAUAUUACAAAGAAAAUAACUCGAAAAUCAAAAGCGUAUACGUUUAAAGUGAAAUAAGCGGCUAAACAAAAAAUAAAUAGCUCACACAAAUAAAUACAACUACAAAUUUAAUAACACUCCAAAAAAUACACUUACAACAAAAAAUUCAAAAAUCAAAAUCAUAGACGAAAAACAAAAUUAUUUGCGUACUGUUUAGUGAUUAAAAAAAUUAGAAAUCAAUUAAAAUCAGUUGAGUAACUAAAGGCCAGCACAUAUACAGAUAACAACAAAAACAAAACAAAAAAAAACAAUUUUCGAAUCAACAACCCCUCCACGAAAUUCUCCGCCAAGAGCCAAAUUGUUAAAUUUCAAGUAUUGAAAAGUAAAAAAAAAAAUCCAAACCGAAGAAAAAAUAAACCUUAAGUUGAAAAGCAAAUUUUGCCAACAAGCGAAAAAUCAGUGUUUUCCGGCAUAAAAUUUGUCUUCAAUAUACCGCCAAAAUUCAGCAAAAUAUAAAAAUGUUGCACGAAGCGCUCAUGCUUGAGAUAUACCGGCAGGCGCUAAAUGCUGGCGCUUUGCCGACAGCACGUCCACGUUCCACAGAGUCGGCCAACUCAAGCGAGCGUUGCCCUUCGCACGAUUCCAACUCUUCGGAGAAUGGUCGCGAAAGCCGGGAAAUGACCAACGCCGCCGCUAACGCUGCCGCAGCUGCUGCUGCGAACGCCGGCAUGCUUCCCUUGCCACCAUCAAUGGCCGCUACAUUCCCAGCUGUACCUCAAAAUUUACCCGCACAGCCACCUUCGAUGGAGGCAUAUCUGCAAAUGGUCGCCGCCGCCGCUCAGCAAUAUGGCUUUCCAUUGGGUGCAGCCGCUGCAGCAGCUGCCGGCCCACGUUUUCAGCUACCUUUGCCCACAGAUGCGCCAGCUCCAUUCAAACUACCACCACAAGCAUCACCCACCGCUUCGAGCAACAAUUCAGAGGCGCUAGAUUUUCGCACAAAUCUGUUUGGACGUACCGCUUCUGCGGACCGCGCACCAUCCGAAGAAGAGGAAGACGACGAAGAAGCUAACGAUGCUAAUAAUCCACUUGAUUUAUCGGUUGGCACGCGUAAGCGUUCAGCAGAUGGCGAUCAUGAACCCGACUCCACCAUCGGACAAAUUCAUGUGAAGAAAAUAUUCAAAACCGAUAGCCCACCACUGGUGCCACCACCGACGGUGGCAGCCGCACCCCUGUUGCCCGCAGUCAAUCCAUAUUUGGCAGCAGUUGCAGCAGCAAAUAUUUUCCGUACCGGUCAGUUUCCCGAUUGGAAUGGCAAGAAUGAUUUGGUAAUCGAUCCGUUGGAAAAAAUGUCCGAUAUUGUAAAGGGGCCGCGCAAGGAGAAGUCUUCACGCUCAUCAGCGAGCAAUACACCCACAGCGCAGUCUGUUGCAGGGCAACCGCCUACUUCUGGCCCUUCUGCAAGCACACCAAAUUCGACCAAUACAACACUAACCGCCUCCACGGAGGGCAUGUCUAAGGCGCGACACAAUAUCUGGCAGUCGCACUGGCAAAAUAAAGGUGUGGCCAGCUCGGUAUUCCGUUGCGUGUGGUGCAAGCAGAGUUUCUCCACACUAGAAGCGCUCACCACGCACAUGAAGGAUAGCAAGCACUGUGGCGUGAAUGUGCCGCCAUUCGGUAAUCUGCCCAACACUGAUCGUCACCAUCAACCACCGCCACCGCAGUCGAGCGGAUCCCAACAUUCGCACAACUUGCGCAAGCCACCGGGAAGUGGUGGUGGCGGCUCGCAAUCCAACUCGUCUUCCCAACCAUCAGCGGCGGCUAAGAACGCCUUCCAAUAUCGUGGCGAUCCACCAACACCAUUGCCGCGCAAGCUGGUGCGUGGACAAAAUGUAUGGCUGGGCAAAGGCGUGGAGCAGGCCAUGCAGAUAUUGAAAUGCAUGCGUUGCGGUGAAAGUUUCCGUUCGCUCGGCGAGAUGACCAAACACAUGCAGGAGACUCAACAUUACACAAACAUUUUGUCACAAGAACAAACGAUCUCAAUGAAAUCCUCCGGCGGCGGUGAUGCGAAGGAUGGUCAGAACAGCUUGAGCUCCGAAGAGAGCCGCACACUGAGCGCCGUGCUAACGUGCAAAGUGUGUGAUAAGGCAUUCAAUUCGCUGGGCGAUCUCAGUAAUCAUAUGGCUAAGAAUAAUCAUUACGCCGAGCCGUUGAUGCAAUCUAUGUCAGGUGGUGCUGGCAGUCGCAAACGCCCGGCACCUAAGAAGCGCGAGAAGUCGUUGCCAGUGAGGAAGCUGCUCGAGAUGAAGGGUGCGCAAAACGAAGCGGAGAGCAUGGAGGCCAAGAUGCAGCGUAGUUAUGAAAAUACCAAGCGCAUGCCACUCGAGGGCACCGGUAUCGGGCCGGGCAAUGACAAAUCGGAUGCGGCAUUAUUCGCCGAACGCAUGCGCCAAUACAUAACGGGUGUCAAGGCGGACGACGAAGCGGCCAAGUCUGCUCUGAGCUUAGGUGGUUUAAUGAACAAAACUAAGUCACCAGAUUUGGAGCCGAAAAAUGGCACCACAAAGUCCACGGCGGGCUCAUCAUCAGUGCUCAGCGCCAUCGAGCAGAUGUUCACUACUAGUUUUGAUACGCCACCACGCCAUGCCAGCUUGCCGGCCACCAGUCCAUCAAAUUCGUCGACCAAGAAUACCUCGCCCGUAGCUUCGAGCAUAUUGAAGCGUCUGGGUAUCGACGAAACUGUAGACUACAAUAAACCAUUGAUAGACACCUCAGAUCCCUACUAUCAGCAUUAUCGUUACACGAGCAGCGAACGCAGCGGCAGCGAGUGUAGUGCCGAAACACAUGUCGAGGCUAGAAAAAUGGAUGUAUCCACACCGGAGAAGAUGCAGCCAAUUGAGAUGGUGAGCAUGGAACAGAAACAAACUGAAAUGAAAAGAGAGUUGGAGGCACUCAAACAAAAAUCAGCGCAUGCAAAUGUUUUGAUGGAACAAGCGCCACAAAUCAAAAUGGAGAUCAAGUCUGAGAUUGAAGAUGAGGAGCGUGGCGAUGAGAGCCCACAAAAUGGUGCCGAUGGCAAUGAGAAAGCACAGCAUGUCGCUAAUGGUGCUGAUUUUUCAAUAACCAAUAACAACAACAAUAAUAAUAACAACAAGGAGCGCAGCAUUUCACCACCCAAGUCAGUUGGUCCCGUUAGCCCUGUAUUGAACAAGGUGUUAACACCACGCAGUCCCACCGACAGUCAUCGUUCGGCUACACCCCGAUCGCCAGCAUCCAGUAUCAAGUCAUACGAUGGUGAGAAGAAAUAUCCGAGCGAUUCGCUAAAUGCACUCUCCUCCAUGUUUGAUUCGCUUGGCAGCUCCAGCAACACCACCACGCCCAAUAGUCGCACACAAGCAUCAGCAAUGCCGUCGUCGUUAAGCAAUAAAAUCGAUUCACCCGAAAAUCUCACCACAUCCAAUUCGCUUGCUGCUUUACGUCAAUUUUGCAUAAAAAAAGAGAAAACCGCUUAAAUCGCAGCCUUUUGUUUUUCGUCUCGCGAGAAAGAAACAGAUUUCAAAAAUUUUUUGUUUGCCACCUGACGCCCUGGGUGUUGGGCUUUUUUGUGUACGAGUGGCGCGCUCGACGCGCGCAUGCUGUGGACGCGUCGUGUCCGAAUGCAUUUUAUAAGCCGCACUCCGCCGCACAGGGCUUUGUGAGAUGCGGACGCCGGAUUAAAAAAAAAAAAAGUAAAAAUCAAAAAAAAAAAAAAAAA